Molecule: messenger RNA, 726 nt
Organism: Cariama cristata (Red-legged seriema)
Lineage: Eukaryota; Metazoa; Chordata; Aves; Cariamiformes; Cariamidae
Gene: UCK2
Product: uridine-cytidine kinase 2
Cellular component (GO): cytosol; cytoplasm
Molecular function (GO): ATP binding; kinase activity
Source: RefSeq, a predicted model, not a curated record
AUGAACUCUCGGCUAGAGAUCCGGCAAGCAGUGCCCCAUGCGCUCAGGAAUGGCUGUUACCUGGGGACAUCCUCCCGGCGUGGCUCAGACACCCCUUCCACUGACUUGCUUCCUUUGCUGUUCCUUUCCCAGUCUUCAGUAUGCUCCAAGAUCGUCCAGCUGCUGGGCCAGAACGAGGUGGACUACCGCCAGAAGCAGGUGGUGAUUGUGAGCCAAGACAGCUUCUACCGGGUCCUCACCUCAGAGCAGAAAUCUAAAGCGCUCAAAGGCCAGUUCAAUUUUGACCACCCAGAUGCCUUUGACAACGAGCUGAUCGUGAAAACGCUCAAAGAGAUCACGGAAGGGAAGACGGUCCAGAUUCCUGUCUAUGACUUUGUCUCCCACUCCAGGAAAGAGGAGACGGUGACUGUCUACCCUGCCGACGUGGUGCUCUUCGAAGGCAUCCUGGCCUUCUACAGCCAGGAGGUGCGGGAUCUCUUCCGCAUGAAGCUCUUUGUGGACACGGACGCAGACACCCGGCUGUCCCGCAGAGUGCUACGAGACAUCAGUGAGCGAGGCAGGGACCUCGAGCAGAUCUUAUCUCAGUACAUCACCUUUGUCAAGCCUGCCUUCGAGGAGUUCUGUUUGCCAGUAAGUAAGGGGAGUGACACCCAUAGGAGUCUGCCAAAAAUGCCUCAUACCCUGCCCAGCUCCUCAGACAGGAGCAUUUUGUGCCCCAGAGCUCAG